AUGGCAGGAUCCCACAGCCCUGCAUCAGAUCCUGUGGACCUCGAGUGCCAGCAAUUGCGAUCCCAGCUGGCAAAGAGCCAACAGGACUACUGGGAGCUCAAGGAGAAGUUUCUCAUAGCUGAGGCCACAAACUUUGCCCUGGCCAAGGAGCUGAAAAAAUACAAUUGUGAGAAGUUUAAAAACAUCAUUGAGUCCAUACUGACCAAGAAGUUCCACAUUGAGGAGCCUCUGGCAGAGAAGCCCACAGUCCCAGAGCUGCUCAGGAAAUCCCCGUGGCUGUGUUUCUGGGAAUCCAGUCACCAAUUAGCUUUGGUCCUCUAUCAGGACCAAGAACUUUCCCAGUUACGUCCCAAGGUCCAAAGGGGGAGAAAUCUAGCCCACAUCUUGCAGCAGUACCUGAAGGACGUGCUCACCCUGCAUGACCCUGAGACCUGCAAGGGGCAGGGCUUCCGACGACUACUCACUGAGGCUGUCCGGCUGUCAGCGUGCCUUGAGGACCUGCUUGGAGCAGAAAAUAUUGAAGAGGAGGAAACGCCAGCACAAGGACCUGUUGCUGACAGGGAGCUCUUGGAAGUAAAUGAAAUGGAAACCCCACAAAGUUCACAGCAGGAAACAUCUAUCACUGGUGCUGUUGACCACCUGCCGAGUGACUCCUGCCUGACUGAGGGCACUGUGCAAAUGUCUCCUGAUGCUGAGGACACCCACGGUGUGCUAGGUGUAGACGGGGAACAUGCUUGUUCACAGAAGAAAGAAGAACCUGUCACCAUUCUCCCAGAAAAGGAAAAUGACAAUGAUGAAGUGCAAGAGGAAGCACAAGCCCUGCCGCACACUAGUCUCAUCAGGGAGAUUCCAGAAAUUGAAGAUCAAGAUGUCUCACAAGACUCUCACGAACUGAGUUUGGUUGCUGCCCCUGAGAGGAAGACCCGUUCCCAGCUGAAGGGAGCUCCUCACAAAGAUCCCAUCACCAGCACCUGUGAGAGUCAGAGCAUCAGCCCCAGCGAUGUCCCCAGUUCCCCAAAAGAAAAUGUUAUCAAAGGAAAAUGGAAGCCCAGGAAAUGGGAACUGGCCUGCCAAUUCCCUGGCCUGGAGAAGAAGGGCAAACCACAGCCCACAGAGAGGAAAAUCGCAUGCCAAUUCCCUGGACUGAAGAAGGGCAAACCACAGACCAACAUAUCCCAAAUACAGUUGGAAGGACAGAACAGUAUUGCUAAUUGUAACAUCCCCACCUCUUCAAAACAUCUAACACAGGAGCUCCGCUUCAACAGCAACCAGAACACCAAGAACACAAUUUCAACCCCAUGA
Molecule: messenger RNA, 1302 nt
Organism: Lepus europaeus (European hare)
Lineage: Eukaryota; Metazoa; Chordata; Mammalia; Lagomorpha; Leporidae
Product: putative neuroblastoma breakpoint family member 5
Exons: 10
Coding region: 1-1302 (433 amino acids)
Source: RefSeq, a predicted model, not a curated record